This is a messenger RNA of Torulaspora globosa, 1140 nucleotides long. RefSeq names its product NAD(P)-dependent alcohol dehydrogenase. NCBI's taxonomy places the organism in Eukaryota, Fungi, Ascomycota, Saccharomycetes, Saccharomycetales, Saccharomycetaceae. Gene Ontology annotation, molecular function: alcohol dehydrogenase (NADP+) activity; zinc ion binding. The transcript has a single exon. The record is from RefSeq and is a predicted model, not a curated record. Gene Ontology annotation, biological process: alcohol metabolic process. Bases 1 to 1140 code for a protein of 379 amino acids.
AUGGCAAUUAAAGUUGAUUAUCCCCGAGAAUUUAAAGGUUUCGCCAUUACGGAUCCUAAGGACUGGGACCGACCAAAGUUGACUUCGUAUGAACCGAAGAAGUUUGGUGAACACGACGUUGACAUUGAGGUUGAGUGCUGUGGCAUUUGUGCCUCCGAGCUGUUUUCUUUGAAGAAUGAGUGGUCGGACGCGCCUUUAGCUUGUCUCUCGUCUAGUUACGGGCCCAAAUCUCAGGUUGUAGGCCACGAAGUCAUCGGCAGAGUGGUCGCCGUUGGCGACAAAGUUACUCUUUGUAGUUUAGGCCAGAGGGUCGGUUUGGGUGCGCAGGCUUCGUCUUGUAUGGCAUGUCCGCGUUGUUCGAGCAAUAACGAACAGUACUGUUUGAAGAGCGUCGGCACCUACUGUUCUAGGUACCCUGAUGGGUAUGUGUCGCAGGGCGGAUAUUCUUCGCACGUCCGUGCUCAUGAGCAGUUCUGUUUCCCAAUUCCCGAUCGGAUCCCAUCCGCGUAUGUCGCGCCAUUGAUGUGUGGUGGACUCACGGUGUACUCGCCGAUCAAGCGUAGCAUCGAAGGGAUUGAGAGCCCUAGAGUCGGGAUCAUUGGCAUCGGUGGUCUGGGACAUAUGGCGGUCAUGAUCGCCAAAGCACUUGGAGCACACGUUACGGCCUUCUCCCGGUCAAGCGAGAAGAAGGAGGAUGCCUUGAAAAUGGGCGCCGAUUCCUUCAUCGCUACCGGGGAGGAUGAGAACUGGAGCUCUGGCUUGACCGAUAGUUUUCACUUGAUUUUGAACUGUGCGUCUUCGACUACGGCUUUGGAUCUUGACGCUUUCGCCAGCGUCUUGAAAGUGAACCGCCAACUGCUCUCUGUCGGCUUGCCCGAAAAGAACGAAAGCUUCGACCUUAAACCAUUCACCUUCAUCAGAAGCGGCUGCUCUAUCGGUGUCUCCAAGCUGGGUUCUAGACAGGAGGCGAUCGAGCUGCUCGACUUAGCGGCCAAGCACGGUUUCAAGCCUUGGGUCGAAACCAUCGAUGUCUCGGAAGCCGGCAUCCACGAAGGUCUGACCAGACUGGACAGAGGAGAUGUCAGAUACCGGUUUACGCUGGUCGGGUUCAACAAAUUCUUCGGUACUGGAGCUAGAUAG